Molecule: messenger RNA, 1927 nt
Organism: Esox lucius (northern pike)
Lineage: Eukaryota; Metazoa; Chordata; Actinopteri; Esociformes; Esocidae
Product: ZP domain-containing protein
Exons: 7
Coding region: 16-1017 (333 amino acids)
Source: RefSeq, a predicted model, not a curated record
UCGGUCUGUACGGAAAUGAAACAUGCGAUGAAAAACAAAAGUCUGGCUGCCAAUGUGUCCUGCAAUGAGUCGAGCAUGACAGUGGUUGUGGAGAAGUCCUCCAUCGUGGGUCUCCGAGUGGACCACCUGCGUCUCAGCGAUCCGUCCUGCAGCAUGAACUCCAACAGCACCCACAUCUUCAGGACCCUGGACCUCAACUCCUGUGGCACCCAGCUGGAGGAGGAAGGAGACAAUUUGAUCUUCAGAAACGUGAUCACAUCCUUUGAUGACUCCAGCAAUGUCAUCACCAGGGAACAACAGGUGGAGGCUGAGUUGUCCUGCGUCUUCCCCAAGAAGGGCACCGUCAGCCUGGAGUUCCUGGUCCACAAGAUCCCAUACAUUUUCAGUGAGAAGGGCUUUGGGAAGUUCACCUACCAGUUUGAGUUCUUCCACAGCAGUCUAUUCAACAGCAUGGUGGAUCCAGCUAGUUAUCCAGUGGAGUUGGAACUGAAGGAGAUGGUCUACAUGGAGAUCACAUCCACAACCUCCAUUCUAAACACUGAGAUGUUUGUGGAGUCUUGCCAGGCCACGCCCUCAGACAACCCUGAUGACCCCAUUCACUACAGCAUCAUCCAGAAUGGCUGCAAGAAGGAUGACACUGUUCAGAUCUACCCCAGUCCUCAGUCUCAAUUCCGUUUUGGAAUGGAAGCGUUCACAUUCAUUGGGUUGCAUGACCAGGUGUACAUCAGCUGUUCAGUGAUCCUGUGUGAGUCAGGGAACCCCAACACUCGCUGUGCUCAGGGCUGCAUCGACAGCGCCAGUCGCCAUCGAAGAGAGGCUAUCCUGCAGACCACCUCACACUACAUCUCCCAGGGUCCUUUGCGUGUGAGGAGGAAUGCUGACGGCCAAGGUUCUCAUGUCACUCUGAACCUGAACAUGGUGGUGUUCAUUGCUGGCUGUCUUCUAGUGUGUGGAGUGGUCAUCUACAGAUCCAGGAAGUCAAAGGUCAAAUACCAACUUGUCCCAACUGACCAAUAGGGCAUCGGCAUGGAGUCAGCGGGAGGAGACAGGGGGCAUGGAGUGGGGGAGCUUGCCAUAGUAACAGAUCUGAAAGCCUCAUCUUAACCAUUAGUGAUUGAAAAACAAAACUGACUUUAGAUUAGUUUCUACAGGCAACUUCAUCUUACUGGUGUCUCCUGUUUUACCAUUGGCCUUGAGUGCAUUACAUCUUAAACUGUUGCCUAACUGACAACUGUGAUUUCAUGAUAAACAGAAUUUGAUUUUUUAGGACACACUAGGAGGUGUUUUUUAAACAAUAUAUUUACUUAAACUUGAUCUGGGGUGAUAUGUAAACUAACUUUAUGUAAUUUCUGGUAAUAUUCAGUAAGUUGAGGAAAAUUAAGGAUGUUGGUUAUAUUGAUUUUAUGUUAAAUAGCUUUUACACUGUUUAGUAACUUGUGAUUUUGAUGUUGAUUCUUUUACUUUUGUAUUUCUUAAAUAGAAAACCAUGAAAAACACUUUAAAAUCUCAUAUAGAUUGUAUUUGUCAUACAUAUUUAACAAUCAUUUAAAAAACAUUCUAAGAUAAAACAUAAUGCAGUUUAUUUAGAGUACUACAAUUAAGCAAAAAUAUUAAUGAAAAUGUUUGUUUUCAGUCAUCAGUUGAGCUGUCAUGUUGGUGACUGGAUUUGGAAUGGGAAGAGGUGCCGAUAAAUUUUAAUAGAUACAUUCUACAACAACACAAUUUGAACAAGUGGUUUGGGGAAACAGCCAGCACCUAGUUUGGAGAACAGGCUGAAAAAUGAAGCCCAGGGUGGAUGUGUCUGGCCCUAAAAAUGUGCAUGUCUGCAACUGAAUGGGGGUGUCUGCCUCUCAAUAAGUGUGGCUUCUUCAGAAUGGGCAUGUAAUUAUUAUGGGCAUGAAAAGUAAUAAAAGUAUGCAUUCCUCUG